Molecule: messenger RNA, 2138 nt
Organism: Prionailurus viverrinus (fishing cat)
Lineage: Eukaryota; Metazoa; Chordata; Mammalia; Carnivora; Felidae
Gene: LGALS12
Product: galectin 12
Exons: 9
Coding region: 648-1631 (327 amino acids)
Biological process (GO): lymphatic endothelial cell migration; intrinsic apoptotic signaling pathway
Molecular function (GO): lactose binding; integrin binding
Source: RefSeq, a predicted model, not a curated record
GAACCGUGAGAUCGUGACGCAAGUGGAAACCAAGAGUGGGGCGCUUAACCAGCUGAGCCACCCAGGCGCCCCCAUGCAGAUUUUCUGAAGUCUGGCCCUGCUUUACGGAAGGCUGACCGCCCAGCACACUCCGCCCUCCCCUCACUGAGCACUAAUUAUCACUUUCUCUUUACUUGGCCCUCUCCCCCCAGGAGAGCAGCAUCAGGUCCCUAGUUAUAGGCCAGGCCCAGAGCCCGGGAAGUGGGAGGGACUGAGGUGCUGAGCCCGGUCAGCUGUGGGCCCUCUGGAGCCUGUGGGGCUCCAGCAUCUCCCCAGUUGCCUGAGUAACGGGGUGCAGCCGCUGCCCAGGUCACGACCACUCCUCUCUUUGCACCCUGCCAGCUCCUGCCUGGAGGGCAGCACUGUUGGGGCUCAGCUCCUUCUAGAUGGUUCGGGCUUCUAAAGGCUCCUGCGAGCUGGAGAACGCACGUGUGCCCACGCGUAGCUGCUACAUGUUCACAUUCGUUCUGCAGACACCUAUUCAGAGCCCAUGCUGUGCCCCGCCAGGUGCUGAGCACAGAAGGGGAAGACAGGGCUUCAGUUUUGAGCGGCCUGGGCCUCCCGGGCCCCUGGUCUCCCUUUAAGCCAGCCAACCACCAAGCCCAGCCAUGCGAGUGAAGUGUGCUGGGAACAGCAGGGAAGGGAAGGGAAAACUCGGGCGCCAUAGUGGACAAUGCUUGGAGAAGGUGUCGGAGAACCUUGAAAGUCAAGUUGGAUUUCACAGCGUGGAGGGAGAGCACAGGAAGCAGCCCCGAAAAGGCAAGAUGGUCACGCUCCAGGGAGUGGUCCCUCUCGACGCACGCAGGUUCCAGGUAGACUUCCAGUGCGGCUGCAGCGUGCAUCCCCGGCCGGACAUCGCCAUCCACUUCAACCCUCGCUUCCACACCACCAAGCCCCACGUCAUCUGCAACACCCUGUACCUCGAGCGCUGGCAGGCCGAGGCCCGGUGGCCCCGCCUGGGCCUGCAGAGAGGAGCCAGCUUCCUCAUCCUCUUUCUCUUCGGAAAUGAAGAAAUGAAGGUGAGCGUGAACGGACAGCACUUUCUCCACUACCGCUACCGGCUCCCGCUGUCCCGUGUGGACACCCUGGGCAUAUUUGGUGACAUCUUGGUGGAGGCCGUCGGGUUCCUGAACAUCAACCCAUUUGCAGAGGGCGGCAUUGAGUAUCCGGUCGGAUAUCCCUUCCUGCUGAAGAGCCCCAGCCUGGAGGUGCCCUGCUCUCGGGCCCUUCCCAAGGGUCUCUGGCCGGGACAGGUGAUCGUACUGCGGGGGCUGGUCUUGCCAGAGCCAAAGGACCUCACGCUGAGCCUGCGGGACGAGGCGGCUCACGUUCCUGUGACGCUCAGGGCUUCCUUCGCAGACAGAACUCUGGCCUGGAUCGCGCCCUGGGGGUGCAAGAAGCUGAUCUCGGCCCCCUUCCUGUUCUACCCCCGGCGAUUUUUUGAGGUGCUGCUCCUGUGCCAGGAGGGAGGGCUGAAGCUGGCGCUCAACGGGCAGGGCCUGGGGGCCACCGGCGUGCACCGGCAGGUCCUGGAGCAGCUGCGGGAGCUCCGGAUCAGUGGCAGCGUCCAGCUCUACUGUGUCCACUGCUGAGGAGUGAGCCAGGGGCCCCGCCAGGGAGGAGAAGGACCCGCCCACGCCCCGCACCCCUCCAUGCGGCUCCGCUCUCCUCCCUUCGAUACACUGUGCGCCUGUCACCCCCCUGCUUUCCGAGGCCCCAGCCUGGGAUUGGCACCCCCUGCGCGCACUCGCAGCUCAUCCACAAGCACUCGGUCCCGGGGCCACGCUGUGUGCAAGGAAGGCUAAAAAUGACUCUCCAGCGGGAUGGCCGUGUGCCCGGCCACGGUGCUACCGCUGUGAUUCCUGGUAUAUCUGGGGCGUCCCUGGUAUGUCUGUUUAUACCGUCUGAUUCUGUGGCCUCCACUUCCGGUGCUAUUUUUCCUUGUAUUUUCAGCUUGCCUGCUUGCUGUCGGGUUGGUGAAAUCUUUAUCAGCCUCCCUACCUUUCUUGUCUUCUACUGGGUUGGAAGUUAUAACUGCAUUUACACUUCUAGUGGUUUUCCUUACUUUUUCUUUUGCUUUACCGUUUAUUUAUUUUGAG